AACGGCUUCGGCUCAUUUUGACCCAAAUAUUGGGAGACGAAAUAUUAGUGAGAGAGAUAAAGCAAUCAUAUCCUAACAAACAAACAAUCCGACCUCAGCGUCCACCGCGAAGAAAUGCACUAGCAGUAUUGAACCGGACCGUUGCGUAACGAUCACGUCCGCCAGUUCGCCAACGAACUCGAUGAAGUUAUAAAAAUUUUCCGAAGUGAUACGUGAAAACAACAAGCGCGAACGACAGGAGAAGAAAAAAAAAACAACACGAAGAAGCAUUCUGGAUUCUACAGGUUAAAGCCAGAAUAUAAACGGAUUAAAAAUUCAUUUGAGCGCAGCAACUCCUCAGCUCAGUUCGUGUGCAACUUUCCUGCAGUGUUUACUGAUAAGGGCGACGAAGGUCGAAGCAAUUGUUGCUGUCAACAUCGCAUCGAGGCAAGAAGUUCAUUUCGUGCAAUGGUGUUCUCCAAGGUUCUCAUCUUCAUCUUAGCCCUGUGCUUCUCCACCGGAAGCGCCAUAAAGUGUUUCCAGUGUUCAUCUCGUGACGAAGGCUGUGAUAACUUAUUAAGUAACGACACACAGAGCGUGUAUUUGAAGGAAUGCGAAGGAAAGGACUUCUUCUGCAGGAAAACCGUCCAGACAAUUGUUGAUAGCAACAUGUUCACCAUAAUAAACAGGGAAUGCGGAUGGUCCUUAAACAGGAAACUGAGGACAAAUUCGUGCUAUCAAAACGAUGAUGAAUUCAAGCACGAGAAGAGCUGCCAAUGCUUCGAGGAAGGAUGCAAUCAUUCCUCAAUUCCAAAUCCAUCAACAACAUUAUUCACAUCACUUCUCAUACUAUAUUUAUACCUAAAUCACUAAUUCUAUUUGUCCAUAAUAUUAUUAAUGUAAUUUUCAAUAUUAUUUGCAAUAUUAUCAUGAUUACAUCUGACGCAAAGGAUAAAGGAAGGAAUCAAUAGAGCUCGUAAUUUAUUUGUUUGUUUCUUUGUUAGAGAGAGAGAGAGAGAGAGAAAGAUUUUAAUCUGAAAACACACAAUUUAUGGUUAUAUUUUUUUGCUGUCUCCUCGAUGUCCUAUUUUGUUGUUCCUUCCUUUAAUAUUAUUGCUGUUCCGAACAACGUACAAGGAUUUCGUAUGCGUGGGCGGCGAUUCUGUGCACAUAGCAAAUGAGAACAGUCUAUAAAGUUGUUUUAUGUCUUUCCUCCUGGUUAUUGAGAAACUCGUUGCAUGUUGGAACAGCAACAAAGUUCGGAAAGGCAUAUAUUUUAGUAUUACUUAUUGUAUAAAGUUUCAAAUAAAACAAAUACAAUUAAAUAGUUU
This is a messenger RNA of Nicrophorus vespilloides, 1310 nucleotides long. RefSeq lists its product as uncharacterized. NCBI's taxonomy places the organism in Eukaryota, Metazoa, Arthropoda, Insecta, Coleoptera, Silphidae. The record is from RefSeq and is a predicted model, not a curated record. The transcript has 4 exons. Gene Ontology annotation, biological process: sleep; regulation of synaptic transmission, cholinergic; positive regulation of voltage-gated potassium channel activity. Bases 448 to 852 code for a protein of 134 amino acids.